CGGGGCCCUGUGCCCCGAGCUACCUCCCGCUGUAGCUUCCGCGUCAGGGUCCCGGCGGCCGGAACCCCAACUGGAGCUGGGGUUCCCACUGUGGCAAGUUUCCUGGCGGGGUCUGAACACGAGCUGGAGCUGGGAGCUAGAGUCAGGGCAGGAGCCUGGCCUGAGGCCGCAGGCUUUGCGUCCCUGAGAGAUGGAUGGGACUGAAGGCCAUGCCGGGCAGCCUGGCCCUGGUGAGCGGUCUCACCGAAGCAGCGUGUCCUCCGUGGGAGCCCGAGCGGCCGAUGUGCUGGUGUAUCUGGCGGACGACUCCGUGGUGCCCCUGGCUGUGGAGAACCUGCCCUCCCUCAGUGCCCAUGAGCUGCAUCGUGCAGUCCGUGAGGUCCUGCAGCUCCCAGAUGUCGCCCUGGAUGCCUUCGCACUCUGGCUUGUCUCCCCUCUGCUGGAGGUGCAGCUGAAGCCCACGCACCAGCCCUACAAGCUGGGCCGCCAGUGGCUGGAGCUGCUGCUGCGCUUCACCAACGCCCCGGAUGAUGACGUGGCCACGGAUGAGCCUUCUCUGCAGUUCCGGAGGAACGUGUUCUUCCCCAAACGGAGGGAGCUCCAGAUCCACGACGAGGAGGUCCUGCGGCUGCUCUACGAGGAGGCCAAGGGGAACGUGCUGGCUGCCCGGUACCCCUGCGACGUGGAAGACUGUGAGGCACUGGGCGGCCUGGUAUGUCGUGUGCAGCUUGGGCCCUACCAGCCUGGCCGGCCUGAAGUCUGCACCCUGAGGGAGAAGCUGGACUCCUUCCUCCCUGCCCACCUUUGUAAGAGGGGCCAUGGUCUCCUUUCCUCCCUCCGGAGCCGUGGGGCCAAGGCUGGGACAGCUGAGCAGGGGCUGCUCAACGCCUACCGCCAGGUGAAGGAUGUGGCCGACAGUGAGCGCGAGGCCGCCCUGGCUACACACUACCGCUCCUACCUCCUCAAGUGCCAUGAGCUGCCCUUCUACGGGUGUGCCUUCUUCCACGGCGAGAUCGACAAGCCGGCCCAAGGCUUUUUGCACCGGGGCGGGCGCAAGCCAGUGGUCGUGGCCAUCAGCCUGGAGGGCGUGCAUGUCAUCGACAGUAGGGAGAAGCACGUCCUGCUAGGCCUGCGUUUCCAGGAGCUAUCUUGGGACCACACUGCUCCAGAGGAGGAGGAACCCAUCCUGUGGCUGGAGUUCGAUGGGGACAGUGAGGGCACACCUGUCAACAAGCUGCUCAAGAUUUACUCCAAGCAGGCUGAACUGAUGAGUAGCCUCAUCGAGUACUGCAUCGAGCUGAACCAGGCUGCCGAGCCCGCUGUCCCCCAGGAAGGUGUCUCUGGGCCCGGCUCCUCACCUCCUCCCACUCAGCGCCCCGUGCUGCGGAGGCAAGGCAGCGUGGUGUGCAGCCGAAUCCAGCAUCUCUCCACCAUCGACUACGUGGAAGACGGCCAGGGCAUCAAGCGGGUGAAACCGAAGCGCACCACGUCUUUCUUCAGCAGGCAGCUCUCGCUGGGCCAGGGGAGCUACACAGUGGUGCAGCCCACUGACAACCUGGAGCAGGGCUGAGGGCGGCCCCCAACCAGGCCCAGCCCUGUCUUCCCUCAGAGUCCAAGGCCAGGCUGCCUUAGUCUUGGGGAGGAGGGCUGCCUCAGGAAAUACUUUCAGACCAUGGAGAAGUGACUUCUGUGCCUGAGACGAUGCCCGGGCCAUGCAGAGCUGGCUGCGGGGCCUCCUGCAGGAUCCCUCUUACAACCUACUCUCUCUUCUCCUGGACCCUGGGCCCAGCUACUCUCUCAGGACCAGGAGAUCAGGCCCCGGCUCUCCUCCCACCCAAAGAUACACCUGCAGGCCCCUUUCAAGAGUAUCCCAUGCUCUGAAGUGACCAGUGGCAGCUCUGAUGGCAGGGGACUGAGGAGUAGAGCUUGGGGCUGCAAGUCCAGUGUGUGGCCCUUCCUCCCUGGACCUUGGUGACCACAUCCCCCCAUUCCCUCUGCUGGCAUUCCACCUGCAUGGCACUCUAAGGAGGGCCGGAGAGGGCCUCCCUGGAUUGAAACGGAUGGUGAGAGCCCCCCCGCCACACCUCCCUGGAUGAAUUAGGACUGGAGGGAGCAGGGCAGGGUUGGAUCAGAGGAUUCCGCUCAGGUCUCCCUUCUGGGCAGGAGGCACUGACCAGAAGGAAUGGACCCUUUUGUUAGCCUUCGGUAAAGUCACUAUGCUGGGGAGUGACUGUCCUUUGGACCGCCAGGCCCACCAGACCCACCCUCCACAUCUGGGGAAGGCUUCCCAAAACCCCCUUGGUGUUGCCCUCAUAGAAACCCCAGUGUUCUGGGGCCUCAGGUUUUCCUUUCAGUCCCUUUUCAUCUGUUUUGGUUCCCUGAGGCCUGUGAACUGCAGGACAACUCAAGGACACGUCCUCACUAACCUCAGAGCUGUUGGCUUUCCUCCAGAGACAGCGCCGUGGGUGUCCCUGGGGCCAGCCCACACCCAGGACCACCCCAGCGACACAAGACAAUCUCUUCUUUCUGGGGGUACCGGAAAGGCGGUUUUGGAAUGAGUGCUUGGCUUUGGGCUUCCCCGCCUUUCCUGUGUCUUUUCCCACGGAGCUGGGCCCCUAAGAAGUGGGUGUUCCCAGCCCUGAGGCUCCUCCUGGUGGGUGGAGGUCCUCACAGUGGCUUCGGGGACUUCCCACAGGAAGGAGGCAGUCCCAUCAGCACAAGCUAUUGUUCUGUGUUCCCUUCCAAAGGAAAACCGGGGGAGAGGAAGCUAGCCUCUUCUGCCCCAGCGCUCCCUCCCUGUGCCAGCUGGUGAGCACUCCAGGCAGUUCAGGGUGGGCCUGCCUCCUGGUGACAGGGACCUUGUUACUUGUUAGUACGCAGGGGGAGAAAGGCCCGAGAGGUGUCCCCAGCCAGCCUUUUGAACUGUCAGGGCUGCAGGGAGGUGUCCAUUGCCACAUCUUCCCUCCCUGGAGUCAACUGACCUCAGCCUUCCAGCCUGCUGGCUCCAGCCAUCUGGUUACCUGUCUCACUGUUUUGAUUGCAGGUCAGUUCUCACUGAUGGGUGGACCAGACAGCAUGUGUGACGUGGGUGGCGUGCGUGUAUUUGUGUGCGCUCAGAUGACACGUUUGUACUCUUCAGCCUCUUUCUCAUAGCUCUUAACCAUCCAUUGUGCCUUAACCUUUUCUGCCUGCCCUUUGGGACAAAGCAGUGUUUUACUAAAUGCCCUUUGAAUGUUCUCAUUCUUUUGUACCAUGUGACUUAUUAAUAAUAAAAUCUGUUUCUAGCA
Molecule: messenger RNA, 3287 nt
Organism: Tupaia belangeri chinensis (Chinese tree shrew)
Lineage: Eukaryota; Metazoa; Chordata; Mammalia; Scandentia; Tupaiidae
Gene: FRMD8
Product: FERM domain containing 8
Exons: 11
Coding region: 191-1570 (459 amino acids)
Biological process (GO): negative regulation of canonical Wnt signaling pathway
Cellular component (GO): plasma membrane; cytoskeleton
Source: RefSeq, a predicted model, not a curated record